AGGAAGGAAGGAAGGAAGGAAGGAAAGAAAGAAAGAAAGAAAGGACUGUCACACACACACAGAGGCGGAAUGUCUGUGCUUUUCACCCUCUUCCUAGCCUCCUGUUGCCCUUGGAUGUCACAAGCACAGACCGAAUUUAAAAGGGUGGCGGAAGGAAACGUGACCUUGCCCUGCCACCAUCGCCUCCAUCUUCUGGAGCCAGGGAGUCUGGAUAUUGAGUGGCUGCUAAAGAACUCUGAAGCUAAACCCAAAGUGGUGAUCACUUAUGCAGGUGGCAACAUCUAUCAUGACAUGAUCGAAGAGCAAAAGGGACGCGUGUCCUUCGCCUCCAAUUUCCUGGGUGGAGACGCUUCUCUGGAGAUUUCUCUUCUGCAGCCAAGCGACUCUGGGCAAUAUACGUGCAAAGUUAAAAAUGCUGGACAGUAUGAAUGGAGCCAUAUCACUUUGAAGGUUCUAGAGAAACCUUCAAAACCCAAAUGCUGGAAAGAAGGGGUGGCAUCUGAAGGAAAAGAAAUCACUUUACAAUGUAACUCCGUCUCUGGCACAGCCCCUAUCAUGUACACAUGGCAGCGCGUAGAUUCAAAGGGAAAAUUUGAGUCUCUGCCACCCUCAACACGUCUCAAUCUGUCUAAUCCUGCCCAAAUUAUUAUGAAGAAUCUCACAUGGAUGUUCACAGGAUCAUACCAGUGCACUGCCUCCAACGAAGCAGGAGAGGACAGCUGUGCCAUACAAGUGACAGUGCAACAUCCCCCGAAUGUCGGCAUUGUUGCUGGAGCAAUCUGUGGAGUGAUGGGAGUAUCCUUGCUCAUUGUCUUGGCUGUGUGGCGAACUAUCAAAAGGAAAGAAAAAAAUAAAUACGAAGAAGAGACUCCAAAUGAAAUCAGGGAAGAUGCAGAGGCACCCAAGGCCCGAUUAGUCAAGCCUGGCUCUUCCUCUUUGGGCUCCAGAAGCUCACAUUCUGGUUCUUCCUCAACAAGAUCCACAGAAAACAGUGCCUCUCGCAGCCAGCAAACACUGUCGACAGAAGCUACCCCACACCUAACACCGACGCAGCGCAGCCACCUUGAGAUGAAUGGCAGGAAAAUUGAGCCAAAGAGAAGUAACUACACCAGUUUGAUCAAAACGGAAGAAACCCCUACAAUGAUGCCUGCUCAAAGUCGAGCUUUCCAAGCCGUUUGAUUACUGCUCCGUCUAUUUGGGCUCCACCUAUAUCCAUAAAUUACAUGCGCUGCCAGCAUUAUGCAAUUAUUUUAUUUUUCAAUGCAAUAUUGGUUUUCUAUAGUCAUGCACAUACACACAAAGAACAAAAACCCUCAGUAUUUUUUUAAUCUUUCUGUUUUGAGGUACAAGCAGACUUGGAAAAGAGAACUCGUAAAAACAAUUAUUUCUAUUUUUUUAAGAUUUUUUUUUUUUUAAUUUUUGCGAGUAAAGCUUGGAAGGAGAAAAGGGAAUGCUGACCCAACAGGAAUAGCAUUUUGCAGUUUUGGGCCAAUUAGCUUUUUUUAAAAGAAAAGAAUACUGUGGAAUAGAGAUGCUCCAGCAGAAUUCUUAAGGGAAAAUGAAAUGCAUACAUAUACAAUUGUCUUCAGUUGUGACCUCUGCUUUUCACGGCUAAUGUUAAGUCUGAUCAGCUUCAAGAGAAAACUGACAGGACGUUGCAUGUGUCCUUUUCUUGAAUUAUCAAUAUUUGGACACAUCACCACCAAUGAAGCAGAAAACAGUAACUUUGGGGAAAAGCGAGAAGCAAUAUUAAACUUUAAUUGGUCUUCUUUACUGGAGGGACUUUCUGUGAACAUGGAAGUGCAUUAAUUUAAGAAGGUACGUACGACUGAAUACGGCUAAAGAAUAUAGACAUUAGCCCACUGUGACCAAGCUAAUGUAUUUGUAUGUAUGUAUGUAUAUAUUCAUAAAUAAUAAGCAAUUCCACUAAAGGGAAUUAUAUCCUAAUGGAUCAUUAGAAUGUGAGAUCAGCAUCAAAUCCUGAAUUCCAUUUACAAGUUUUUAAAAAUGGUGUUUUUAAAAUACUGUUCUCUAUGCUGGACAUAGCGACAUUCAUUUUAGGAUGAGUAGUGCCAAAGGUUUUUUUUUGGGGGGGGGGGAGCAUUUUUGGUGGGAAUACAAUGUCAUGAUUAGUAAACAUUUUGAGGUAAUAAUCUAGGAAAUGUGAUCAUUUGGAUGGAUACAGCAUACUCAAACUUGUGCAACUAACUGCAAAAUUUAAAGGAGAUAUAAAGAAUGGAAAUGAGCUGGAAAUGUAGAUUUCAGCUAUGGUGUUAAGAAUGCUUUCAUCUCUCCAAAGUGGAAUGUCUCAUCUACGGACAGAACUAGUAUCACCCAGCUUUAACGAUAAGAAAAUGCAAGUUGUUUGACUUCAAGUGCCAACUAGAUUGCAAAGAUGAUGAGUUUUAAACUGAUAUUAUUCCAGGGGGAUUAUUUCACAUCACAUUCUUAAACACAGUCAGAAAGAAGGAAAUAAGAGAACCCACUAGACUCAUAUAUUAUAAGAGUAAUUUAUAAAUGGUGACUUAGGAUUCAAAAGUAGGAUGUGCAUUGCUAAUACAGGACAGUCAGUAUUACUGAUCUUAUAAGACUGCGACAGAAAGCUAUUUUCACAAGAAAUAAGAAGCAGGUUUCCAGCUAUACAGCAGACACACUUAAUUUAGAAGUCUCCAUAACAAAAUUUCUGGAGCAUCUUGAAGCACAUUCAACUAUGAUUAAAGUCAGCAUUGCAUGAAUUCCUCAGCUGAGUCUUAUAUAUGCUCACUCAGAAGUUAAGAACCAGGCAUGGCAGGUUUCCUGUCUGCUUGUUUAGAAUGUUAGGAUUAUUUCAUCUCUCUCAACCAAGCUAGUUUAUCCCUUCAUCGACCUUAACUGAAUAUCAAAAAAGCAAUUCAGCUUACAAACCAUCAUCAAGUCCCAUAACGCAGAACACAACAUAAAGUAAAAUCCAAGGCAGAUGAACUAUUCCAUCAUUUUAUUUAUACCAAAACUCAGAAUAUUGCAGGUUAUCAAAUCAUGAUAGUUAUCCCAAGUUGUUUUCACCACCUUUUAAAUUAAAAAGCGGUUUAAAUCUUAUUUUAAAAUUGAUGCUUCAUGAACAAGGUAUAGAAAUCAAUUAGUUAGGACAAUUUGCUACAAAAUAGAGCAUACCUGCCUUAACUCUUGGGGGGGGGAGGGAGCUAUAGGCACUGUUAGUUUUGAAAAAGUGGCUGGCAUCAUGUCAAAAUCCCCAUAGGAAAGAAUAGGGAAUCAUAAAAUUUAGUAUACGGAAACAACAAGCUCCUUGAAAGAUAAAUUGGCAAUACACACUCUAUUAGUUUUCUACUUUAAUAAACAUCCACCGCACAGGAAGUGAAAAAUGUUUCCCUAAAUCACAUGCAAAUAUAUAUAUAUACCAAAUACAAGAAUGAAUUACUCCCAACGCCACCUCAACCAUUAGCACAAAAACUAUGCUCAACAAUAGUAAAAUGCAACAAAACUCAAACAACCCAUUCUAUAAAUUCAUACAAGCAAAAACUAUUCUUUAAAAAAUUCUGAAAGUCCUGCCAGUUAAAUCAGCGAAAAAAUAUGCACGCACCCCAUUCACCAAUGAAGCACAUCUUCACCUCAUCAGUGUUCUUUAUGCUUAUUUUUUUUCAACUGCCUGGUUUGGGUUCUUUCUUCUAAAACCAUCUACUCUACCCUUCUUAUAGCUACUUUAAAUCAUCCACAUUUCAUUUACUUUCCUAACCCACUCCCUUCCUCUUAGGUCAGAGUUUUGAAAGCUUACCCUGCAACAUCCUGUUUCCCUUUUCCUGAUAAAUCUGCGGCCAUCACCUAUCCAAUCUUUUAUUUCCUGAAGCUGUACUUUAUACAUGGGGAUACAGAAGUACGUUGAAAGAAAAUGGAGUUAGGCCUCCCAAAUGCCCAAGUGCUGAUUUUGUUGUUUUACAAGUCUUUAAAAUAUUUUCCAUUUCAAAGAGCAAUCCAUGAUAGGCAUAAAGAGGGGCCUGUUUUAGGGCAUACUUGGACAAUGACUACAUUGGCAGUCCUUCUAAACUCUAAAACAUGAUAGUAAAAUUAUUUAUUAUAUAGGCAGAUGUUCUGAACCUCCUGUUUAUAUUCACUAGCCAAACUCUGCAAACAAUCUGAAUUCUACCACUGAAAAGAAUAAAUGCAAGGGAAUUUCUCAGAUAUUAAGCAGGGAAGAAAUUAUGGUGCAAGAAAAUAACAGUAUGUCACAUUUCACUGGGAUUUCACUGAAAAAGGGAAUAUUUAAGCACAAUGGCUUCCAAUUCAUGACCUUAAAUAGUAUCUCACAAGGGAAACACUAUACUCUGAACAGCCAAUUGUUAUUUUGUAAAAUAUCCUUUAAACAUUGUUACCUUGUAUGCAAUUUACUAUGUAGUACUAUGUAUUACUGUUGUACAAAUUCCUACUUUUGUUUUUUAUUUUUGAACUGGUAAAACUGAGGACACCUUCUUGCCUGCCGCCAUCCGUGAUUUGUGCUCAGCACAAGCAAAGCAAAAAAAGGGAGUAAAUAUUUAUUUUAAACUGUCCUGAUUCCACCAUUUUAAGACGUCAUUGUUUUUAAAUAAAGGCUGCCAAACUGCAGUUUGGCUAAACCCAAA
Messenger RNA from Thamnophis sirtalis, 4610 nucleotides. It is a transcript of the gene CLMP, whose product is annotated as CXADR like cell adhesion molecule. The record is from RefSeq and is a predicted model, not a curated record. Lineage: Eukaryota; Metazoa; Chordata; Lepidosauria; Squamata; Natricidae. Gene Ontology annotation, cellular component: cell surface; cytoplasmic microtubule; membrane.